UUCAUGUGUUAGUAUAUAUAUAAGCAUUAAAGGAGUGUGUUGCCUAUGUCGUGUGUUUUAUUUACAAAUAUUGGCUGUGGUGGCGUCUAAUUUCAUUGGAUAAAAAAAGGGAGUAAUUCUCAAACAAGUAACUUUAAUACGUAGCGGCAACCCUAUUUAAGCAGCACAAUCCUGUGCAUUUUUAAGUGACAAAAAGUAUAAAAUAAUUUUAAGCAGAGAGGCAACGCUGCGGCAGAGCAGGAAUGUAUUCAGUGACGAAACUGUUAGCACCAUAGUAGAAACGUAUAAGUUAAAAACAUUCGGUAGAUGAAAGCUAAGAAGUGUAUUUUCCGGUUAAUAGAUCAAUAAAAUAUACAACAUUAAUUUUACAAUUUAUUUAUAAAUUCAAUCGGUGUAGCGCAUUUUUGUCAAUACGGUUUCUAAAUUUGGACAAAAGCACAAAUCAAGGGUGUUUCCUGUGAAUAUUGCAAACAGCAGCCAACACCUUUCACCACCUCUCACACUUUAUUCAAUCCUCUCACUAUCAUUCGGAUACCUGUUGGCACAUCAGACGGAAUUGAUUGUAGUUGCAAUUUGAUAGUUUUUAUAACUUGAAGCAUUUAUUUAAUUUAGUGUUAAGCGUGCAUUCACAUAUAUAGACCUUAACAAUUAAGGAUCUACUUUGACUCUGCCUACGUGCUGCAAGUCAAUCAUAGAACGAUGGCGGAAGCAAACGCAGCAACAACAGCUGCUUCACAAUCUUCCAGUAGAAACGGCACCGCUGGAAAUACUGUGGCAUCAGCGACAGCUGUACCAGUGGCCGCUGUGUCAGCUGCAGCUGCAAAUCCCAAUGCGGAAGUAAUACGAGGACAAUUAUUUGAGGUCGGACCUCGCUACAGGGACCUAACAUAUAUUGGCGAGGGUGCAUAUGGUAUGGUCGUAUCCGCUUUAGAUACUUUAACAAAUACGAGAGUUGCUAUUAAAAAGAUAUCACCAUUUGAGCAUCAGACAUAUUGCCAGCGAACUUUACGCGAAAUUAAAAUCUUAACACGUUUCAGGCAUGAAAACAUUAUUGAUAUAAGAGAUAUAUUGCGCGUGGAUAGCAUAGAGCAAAUGAGGGAUGUAUAUAUUGUACAGUGCUUAAUGGAGACUGAUCUUUAUAAACUACUCAAAACUCAGAGGCUAAGCAAUGAUCAUAUAUGCUAUUUUCUGUAUCAAAUUUUGCGUGGUUUAAAAUAUAUUCACUCAGCAAACGUUCUGCAUCGUGAUUUAAAACCCAGUAAUCUUUUGUUAAAUACAACUUGUGAUCUUAAGAUAUGCGAUUUCGGUUUGGCACGAGUUGCCGAUCCUGAACACGAUCACACGGGCUUCCUUACGGAAUAUGUUGCCACUCGGUGGUACCGAGCACCGGAGAUUAUGCUCAAUUCAAAGGGAUACACAAAAUCCAUAGAUAUAUGGUCAGUGGGUUGCAUUUUAGCAGAAAUGCUUAGUAAUCGGCCUAUAUUUCCUGGAAAACACUACCUGGAUCAGUUAAAUCAUAUAUUGGGUGUUUUAGGGUCACCUUCUAAAGAAGAUUUAGAAUGUAUUAUAAAUGAAAAGGCACGCAAUUAUUUAGAAUCAUUGCCGUUUAAACCAAAGGUGCCAUGGUCACGGCUGUUUCCUACUGCUGAUCCACUUGCACUAGAUUUACUUGGUAAGAUGUUAACAUUUAAUCCUCAUAACCGAAUACCUGUUGAAGAAGCAUUGGCGCAUCCUUAUUUGGAGCAGUAUUAUGAUCCUGGUGAUGAGCCCGUCGCUGAGGUGCCUUUUAGAAUUGGCAUGGAACUAGAUGAUCUUCCAAGAGAGACACUAAAAACUCUCAUAUUUGAAGAAACGCUUAAGUUUAAAGAACGACAACCGGAUCAGGCAGUGUAAAUGUUUUGCUGUUUCGCAAGCUUUUUAUUUAAAUACAUUUUUUAAUUUUAUCGUUUUUAUUUUUUCAAUAUUAUUCAAUAAUAUUUUAUUGUUUAUUGUAAUUUUAAAAAUAUCAUGAAAAAGUAAAAGUAUCAGGAAUUUGUUGUUUUGUAAUAUUUAUUCUACGUAAACAAUAGAAAAAAUAUAUAAAUAUGGAUGAGAUAUCAAGAUAUUUUUAAGAUUAUAAACAAGAAAUAUUUAAGUAUUUUUCAUGUUUCUCUGUGUUAUAAGGUUUUUAUCUUCUUUUUUGUACACAGUCUAACUAUGUGAGCAUCAAGUUUGAUUAGCAAUUAUACUUAAAAGAUUUUGGUUAAAAUAUUAUUUAAGCAAACGUUAUACGUUUAGAGAACUUUUUUGAUUUUGGUAAGGCACAUAUAUGUAAACGCAAUAUGCAUGAGAACUAUAUUAUAUAAAUUUGUGCAUAUGUUGUGUAGUGAAUUCAAAUCGAUUUUAUGUAUGAAAUGUUUAAUUGAACUAUAUUUUCUUAAUGCACCAUUUUUCUCUUAAUUAUAUAUAAGCGAACAUGUUGUAAUAUAUAUGCAAAUAUCUGUCGUCAAAGUGACAUUGAUAAUUGCAUUUGCGACAGACGAGAGAUAAUUAGAGCAAUUUAUAUUUAGUAGUAAUAACUUAUAUCUAUCGUAUAUCAUAUGUAAUAGUAU
Molecule: messenger RNA, 2591 nt
Organism: Teleopsis dalmanni
Lineage: Eukaryota; Metazoa; Arthropoda; Insecta; Diptera; Diopsidae
Gene: rl
Product: mitogen-activated protein kinase ERK-A
Exons: 9
Coding region: 700-1893 (397 amino acids)
Biological process (GO): protein phosphorylation; intracellular signal transduction
Cellular component (GO): cytoplasm; nucleus
Molecular function (GO): MAP kinase activity; ATP binding
Source: RefSeq, a predicted model, not a curated record